GUGGACAGAGCUCUCUCGCCCGCGGCGUCUCCCCUUCCCUUCCCUUCCCUCUCCCUCUCCCUCUCCGGCCUCCCUUUAGGGGCCACGCUGAGUCACGCUCCGCCCAGAGCUGGGAGCCGCGGCUGGCUGUGGGGAGUACGAGCUCGGGAACUCGCGGGGAUUCCAGGAUGGGGUCCCAGGUCUCCGUGGACGCGUCCGUGCAUGUGGUCAUUGUCGGAGGCGGCUUCGGGGGCAUCGCGGCCGCCAGCCAGCUCCAGGCCUGGGGGGUCCCCUUCAUGCUGAUCGACAUGAGAGACUCCUUCCAUCACAACGUGGCGGCGCUCCGGGCCUCUGUCGAGAGCGGAUUUGCCAAGAAGACGUUCAUCUCCUACACGAAGAGCUUCCAGGACAGCUUCCGGCAGGGCCUGGUGGAGGGGUUGGACCUGGACAAGCAGAGGGUGCUGCUCCGGGGCGGGGAGGCCCUGCCCUUCUCCCACCUCAUCCUGGCCACUGGCAGCCGCGGCUCCUUCCCCGGCAAAUUUAACCAGGUGGCCACCCUGCAGGAGGCCGUCGAGGCUUAUGAAGAGAUGGUGAGGCAGGUCCAGAAUUCCCAGCACGUUGUGGUGGUUGGAGGAGGCUCGGCCGGGGUGGAGAUGGCCGCAGAAGUGAAAACCGAUUACCCUGAGAAAAAGGUUACUCUCAUUCACUCCAAAACCCCACUGGCUGACCCGGAGCUCCUGCCUUGUGUUCGGCAAGAAGUGAAGAAGAUUCUCCUUGAGAAGGGAGUGGAACUUGUGUUGAAUGAGCGAGUGAGCAACCUGGAGGAACUUCCUCUCAAUGAAUAUCAUGACAGUAUCCGAGUACAGACAGACAAGGGGACUCAGCUGGUGGCAAACCUGGUGAUUCUCUGCACGGGGAUAAAGAUCAACUCCUCGGCGUACAGCAGUGCCCUGGGCGAUAAGAUGGCUGGCGACGGUGCCUUGAUGGUGAAUGAGCACCUGCAGGUCCAGGGCUUCCGUAACAUCUAUGCCAUUGGGGACUGCGCCCACGUGAAGGAGCCCAAGAUGGCAUACCAUGCAGGCCUCCAUGCCAACAUUGCCGUGACCAACAUUGUCAACAGCAUGCAGCAGAAGCCGCUCAAGACCUACACGCCAGGCGCCCUGACCUUUCUGCUGUCCAUGGGGAGGAACGACGGCGUGGGCCAGAUCAGCGGCUUCUACGUGGGGCGGCUCAUGGUCAGGUUCGCCAAGAGCCGAGACCUCUUUGUGUCCUCGAGCUGGAAGACGAUGAGGCAGACGGCCCCCGCGUAGAGGCCGGGGACGAGGAGAAGGACCUUCAGAGCUCCAUCUUGUGGGGAAACUUCUGGAGACUCCUCGGUCAACACCCCAACAUGAGGAGGAACAAGAGGAGGACUUUGAAGGCCGGAUGUUCCAUAGUAGAGCAGCACUGCACUGCCAAUUAGCGCAACAAAACCGUUCUUGAUCUAUUAAACACUUGGCGUCCCCUGGACGGAGGCCUCUGGCCGGCCGGCCCAGCGUGGCUGAGGGCUGGCCUGAGGGAACGGGCCGGCCCAGGACAGAGCCCCGGUUCCUGGCUUCAGGACUAAAGGAACCAAUGCAGAUUCUCAGCCAACGUGAGGGGUGGAAAGAGCCCUGGAUCGGGUUCCGAGAUCCGGAUGCUUCUCCUCCAGCUCUCGGUCCCGCCGGGGCCUGGGCUCGGGCCGCCUGGCCCCCCUCAGCCUCCCGUAGGGUCUUCCAAGGCCCCGGGUUUUCAGCUGCGGUUUCCAUCCCUCACUUGUCUUGCUGAAUCUUCCUGUCAGGGCGACCCGGCUCCAGUGCAGAGAAAGUGGCUGCUCCUCCUUUGCCAAAGGCAGGGAGGGCCGGCCUCGUUCAGUUCAUACCCAAAAGCACUCGCUUUGGCCUUUAGCUUCUCAGUGAUUGCCCCAACCCUCUGCAACUGCCCAUGGAGGCUCCCCACCAUCCCUAGAGGAGGGCCCGCUUGUGACCCUGCCGGAAUAGCCGCUCGCCCCUGGCAGGCCCCAGAAGGGGCUUAGAUGGCAUCUAGGGUGCCCCCCCCCAUUUUAUGAGGCCCAGCAGCGAAGUAGCUUCUCUGAGCUAACUACAUGGCCGAGGAGGAGACGGAUCUACUCAUUCCAUCCCCCUCUCACCAUCCGCUUCUCCGCAGAAGGCCCAAGGAGGCGACGGCUUCGCCGGCCCAACGGACCCUUCUCGUUCAAGCUGCUAAGGGCCGCUGGGGAAGUGGGAGCCCUUCCUCCUGGGCUAACUGGGUCCCGGCCAGCAUCCGUCCCGCCCCAUGCGCAAUACCACGAAAUGACUUUCCAAUUUGGGGACAUUACAAAAUUGGUUGCAAUAAAAUGGAGUGUCAGAAGAAGGA
This is a messenger RNA of Monodelphis domestica (gray short-tailed opossum), 2373 nucleotides long. RefSeq names its product AIF family member 2, ferroptosis suppressor (gene AIFM2). Gene Ontology annotation, molecular function: electron-transferring-flavoprotein dehydrogenase activity; flavin adenine dinucleotide binding. NCBI's taxonomy places the organism in Eukaryota, Metazoa, Chordata, Mammalia, Didelphimorphia, Didelphidae. Gene Ontology annotation, biological process: positive regulation of apoptotic process; apoptotic mitochondrial changes. Gene Ontology annotation, cellular component: mitochondrion; cytoplasm. The record is from RefSeq and is a predicted model, not a curated record.